CUUUUCUGGCUGUCAAAGCGAGGCUGAUUGUUCUGCCACUGCAAUGAAGUACGGUAUAAUCUGACUCUCGUUGCUAUCCAAAAUUUUAAUGAAAAUCCGUGGUUGUGAUGAUGGAGAUAAGCAGCUGUGCUGGCUCAGUGUUAGAACCUCCUAAGCCGGUUUGUCGAGGUCAAGUAUCAGAAAAUGCAGCAGUCAGGGUGAAACUUGCCGGCAAAGUUUUUACAGUGGACAAAACCCUCUUGGAAGACAACUGCGAAUACUUCCGGGCGCUUUUCCAAUCAGGGAUGAAGGAAUGCCAGCAGGAGGAAAUUUGCCUUCAGGUAGUGAGCGCUCGUGGAUUUCUUGUGGCACUUCGGGUGAUUAACGGUGAGAGACCUAUCCUUGAUAGUGAGGAAAUUAUCGAAGCUGUUGAGUGUGCUGCCUUCCUUCAGGUGAAGCUUCUUCUAAAACAUCUUAUAAAUAUAAUUAAUUCUGAUAACUGUCUCCUUCUUUAUCACUCAGCUGCAACUUAUGGCUUAUGGGAACUGUUCAAAAGUGCAGCUUUGUUUAUUUGCGAUAUGUACCAAGACCUUAAGGACGAUGUACAGUGCUUGCCAAAGGAACUUAUUGAUUACAUUGAAUCUCUUAUUCCUAGUAAAUAUGUUACUAUCGGGAGCCACUCACCCACCAUUAAGCUGCUUCAGGACUUUAUGCGAACAAUUUGUUAUCUUGAUGAGGAUGAGAAUGACUGGAAAGUUCUCACUCACCUUCCAAUUAACACCAGCACUACCAUGGCUGGGGUCACUGUGCUGGAUGACAAGAUCUUCAUUGUUGGGGGUGUGUAUGACCUUAGCAAUAAAGUUGUAGACUCUGGCUUCUGUUAUGAUGUAACGUCAGAUAGCUGGACUACGUUUUCAAGCCCACAACAACUCCGGUAUAACUGUACCCUGGUGGGACAUGAAGGCUAUCUUUAUGCACUUGGUGGAGAGUUUGAAAGAUCCACUAUGUCAUCUGUGGAAAAAUAUAACGUGUCUACAGGCACAUGGAGCUUUGCUGCUCAUCUUCCAAGACCUGCUUCAGCUGUAGCUUGCACCACGACCAUGGGUAGAAUAUUUAUCUGUCUAUGGAAACCAAAAGAUGCCACCGAGAUCUAUGAAUAUGUGAUAGAUAGAGAUGAGUGGAGUCUAGUCACCACACUUAUAAGACACCAAAGUUAUGGGCAUUGUAUGGUGGCACACAGGGACAAUUUGUAUGUGAUGAGGAACGGGCCAUGCGAUGACUUCUUGAGAUGCGUGAUGGACUGUUAUAACCUGACCUCAGGUCAGUGGACAGCCAUGCCAGGACAGUAUGAGAACAGCAAAGGUGCUUUAUUUACUGCAGUAGUAAGAGGUGAUUCUGUGUUUACGGUGAAUCGGAGAGCGACGGUGGAGUAUGCCAUUGAGGACAGCAAAUGGAGGACAAAAAAAGAGAUGAGAGGUUUUCCAAGAAUUGGCUCCAUGUGGACGUUUCUCUUGAGACUGCCAAAGAAAACCAAAGAACCUUUGGGAAAGGAAGGUUUGACAAAUUGCCAAGUUUUUACUGCGUCUUCUCGCGUACUUCCAAGCUCUUCUGUAGAGUGCUAUUAUUGACUACACUGUAACCA
This is a messenger RNA of Clarias gariepinus (North African catfish), 1621 nucleotides long. It is a transcript of the gene kbtbd13a, whose product is annotated as kelch repeat and BTB domain containing 13a. Gene Ontology annotation, molecular function: protein binding. Bases 108 to 1607 code for a protein of 499 amino acids. The transcript has a single exon. NCBI's taxonomy places the organism in Eukaryota, Metazoa, Chordata, Actinopteri, Siluriformes, Clariidae. The record is from RefSeq and is a predicted model, not a curated record.